Messenger RNA from Sesamum indicum (sesame), 1744 nucleotides. RefSeq lists its product as uncharacterized. The record is from RefSeq and is a predicted model, not a curated record. NCBI's taxonomy places the organism in Eukaryota, Viridiplantae, Streptophyta, Magnoliopsida, Lamiales, Pedaliaceae. Gene Ontology annotation, molecular function: protein binding.
UUCUUUUCCCUUCGUUUUCUCUAAACGCUCUAAAUACUUAGUUAUAUAUUUUGCUUUACCAGUACGAACAUUUCAGGGUGUCUGGUUCUUGGAGUUGGACUUGUUCUUCUUGGGGUUUCAUUGCCAAAAAAUAUGAGCAGCGGGAGUAGAGAAGAUGAAGAAGAUCUGUUUGCGGAGGCGUCAAAGGCUGUGGAUUUGCUCUACAACAUUCGGGACACGUACUUCCCCACGAACCCAGAUGAGAAAACCUCCAAACUCCUCACGGAAUCAAAUCUUGCCCUCCAGCUGCUGGAUAAAAUACCCCCAGAACAAAGGAAAACGCCGAUGCAAAGAGCAACUUAUGAAUAUUUGAGAGGGAAAGUAUUGGAUGUUUUCCCUGAGUAUAAGAAAGAAGCAGAGGAUCAUCUCUCCAAGUCUGUGAAACUGAAUCCUUCACUUGCAGAUGCUUGGUUAAGCUUAGGUAAUUGCAUUUGGAAGAAAGGUGAUUUAGCUUCAGCAAAGAACUGUUUUACACUUGGCUUAAGGAAGGGUCCAAAUAAAGGACUUCUUUGUCAAUUAUCAAUGCUUGAAAGAAGAAUGGCUCAAGGUGCUGAAGACCAGAUCAAAAUUGUUGAUGACAGCAUUAAGCAUGCAAAAGAAGCCAUCGCUCUAGAUGUCAAGGAUGGAAACUCUUGGUAUAACCUGGGGAAUGCUUGUCUCACAUCUUUCUUUGCCACUGGAGCAUGGGAUCAUGGAAAGCUUCUGCAGUCUUUAAAAGCCUACCAACAUGCUGAAAAAGAUGAAAGAAUGAAGACAAAUCCUGAUCUCUACUACAACUGUGCUAUUGUCAACAAAUAUCUAGAGAACUAUGAGAGAGCCCUGAGUGGAUUUGAAGCUGCUGCACUGAGGGAUCCUGGUCUGAAUGCCAUGGAAGAAGUUCAUAAGAUUGUUCGCCUACUUGACAAAAUAGAGAGUUUGCUACGAGGACAGACCAAGGUUAAACGACUAGCUUCCUUGGCAUCAUCACUCGCUAGUGUCAACUUGAAUCCUUCAUACAGAGGAGAGACGAUAGAUCGUUUGUUGGAAGGUCUCAACAAAGCAGUUGCAAUUGUAGGAAGAGUUGUAUUCUUUGUCAAACACGAGAAUGUGGCGCCAUUUUACUAUUUGCUGUGUGAUUCCAGUCAGAUAUGCUAUGUUCUCUCUGUGUACGGAAUACAGAAUGAGGCUAUUAAAGAAGGAGAUCAACUCACUCUUUUGGACCCUUCUUACCAUUAUGUUGAUUUUUCCUGGAAAGGAAAGUUGUAUCAGUUCAGAUCCGUCCGCAUUGAUUUCUUGGAGCAAUUGCUCGUGAAUGGGAAAACUUUGUCAUCUCAGCAUUCCGUUCAAACAUCAAUCUAUGCUCAAAACAAGACAUGAAAAGAACAAGGUACGAAAGCGGCUUGGUUCUUGUCUAGGCAGUGUAAUACAAUGGAAAAGAAAAUUCCCUGAAGUGGAAGAAGAACGAACUUUGCUUGAAAUAGUGGAAUUGUGUAUAAUCCUGCGGAGAAAAAAUUAUUCAUCUUUGUCCAAACGAAUCUUGUUGAAUCUAAAGCUGUAAAUAGAUCUAGAUAUGGGUGAAAAAUACGUCACAAUUAUUUCUGAUGUCAUGAUUAAUGAUAAAAAAGGGUUUGUUGUAUGUGUACCAAAUUCUAAGUUGUUGAAAUGCAUUCGACUCGUCAAUGCAUGUUUCGGAAACUGCUUUGAUUGGUUGUACAGUUUUUUGUAA